UUCAUUUCCAGACAUCCCACGGGACCGACAAGCAACAAACUGCAGCGACCCCCCUCCUCUCCCCUCCCUCUCUCUUCCUCCGCUCUGCUAUGACCUGUAGCACUUCAACCCACACCACCACUUGACCCCGCUCCCCGCGCCGCCGUCGCCGCCGCCGCCCUCGCCGGUGUCCAUGGCGGCCGAGGCGACCACCUCGUCGUCCUCGUCCACCCACCACCCGCCCCACGCCACCGCGGCGGUCCCGGCCCCCGCCACGCGGCACGAAAUCCAGGCGGCCAUCGCCAAGGCCACCGAGCUGCGCGCGCUCCACGCCGCGCUCCUCCAGGGCCAGGGCGCCGCGGCGGCCAAUGCCGGGAGCGCGUACAGCCGCAGCCCCGCCGCGUCGCUCAUCCGCCUCCCGCCUGGCGCGUCGCCCGCGCUCUCCAAGGCCGCCGCCGCCGCCGUCGCCGAGGACUACCCCGUCUUCACUCCGACUUAUGAUGAAGAGGCACUUAGUGGAAUGAAUUAUAUUCGCCAAGACAACAGGAGCCUAUCUGAGAACUGGAGCGGAAUCGGCUUGGAUCAUGAAGGUCAGGAAGAUGAGGUGGCUUUCUCAGAUUUCGACAAUCACAACACAUUCUCUUCAUCAAACAGUGAGCUCCACUUUUCUUCAUCGAACGAGCAUCGACGGAACAGAAUGGGAUGCAGAAACCAUCCAUCCUUCCUUCAGCCUGCUCUCUCCACCGACAGUUUCAUCAAAUCGGCUAGCAAGAGGACAGAUUUGGCAGAAUUCAAAGCUGUGACUACUUGCAACACCUGCAAGCCUGCAACAAUCAGUAGGCACCCUGAAGCCGAUGUCGAUGCUCUCAAGAACCUCAGCAGUAGAGUGCCGCCGCAGUCAAAUUACCACCCAUCCAUCUGCUCAAGGCCAAGGCAGAAGGGGCCACAUAUUCUCUCGUGGCUCUUACCCAAGUCAAAGAGGAAAGUGAAGUCGGACAUGUCGCCAAACACCGUCGAAUGCGAGAACAUGUCACAGCUUCUUAAGGAAUGGGGGGUGUUUUCUCUAGAAUCUCUGAAAAAGGAGCUUGCUGAGGCCAAUGAAAAUAGGGAUGCUGCUCUUCAAGAAGCUGCAGAGAUGAAAUCGUCGUUAGGAGAACUGACCACCAAGCUAGUGAGCUUGGAAGGGUACUGCUCGGAACUGAAGAAGGCUUUGAAGCAAGCGACCAGCACCAAGAACAUGAUAUCUCACUCGAAAAGAUCAGCUAGAUCACUUGCUGUUAGUAGAGACAAUUCUAUGCCCGUCAGUCAUGAAGUAAUGGUGGAGGGUUUCUUGCAGAUAGUAUCAGAAGCUCGCCUUUCCAUCAAACAGUUCUGCAAGGUAUUAAUCCAACAAGUUGAAGAUGCUGACAACGGACUAUCUGAUAAGCUAAACUUACUCCUACAACCUUAUCAAGUCACGCUAACCGACAAGCACCCGAAGGUAGUACUGUAUCAUCUCGAAGCUCUGAUGAACCAAGCAAUGUAUCAAGAUUUUGAGAACUGCACAUUCCAGAAGAACGGGCCACCCAAGUAUCUCGACCCAAAAGAAGAUCGUCAGGAGAACUUUGCUUCAUUUGUUGCGCUUCGCAACUUGAGCUGGAAUGAAGUCUUGAAGAAGGGCACCAAGUACCACUGUGAGGACUUCAGCCGCUUCUGCGAUCAGAAAAUGAGCUGCAUUGUCUCCAUGCUGAACUGGUCAUGGCCAUGGGCAGAGCAGCUGCUGCAGUGCUUCUUUGUGGCUUCCAAGUGCAUCUGGUUGCUCCACCUGCUGGCAUUCUCAUUCAGCCCACCUCUGGUGAUAUUGCGCGUCGAGGAGAACCGGGCAUUCGAUCAGAUGUACAUGGAAGACAUCCAUCUUGACAAGCAAAGGUCACAGAACCCUUGCCAAGUAAAGAUCAUGGUGACUCCCGGGUUUUAUGUCCAAGAUCGGGUGCUCAAAUGCAGGGUACUCGGCAGGUACAGCUAGAUCUUUGACAAAAUGCUGAUUUAUCUUUUAGUUUCCUUGACCAAUUGAUGUUAGCUUAGUAGUAGCAUUUGUCUGUUAAGUUGCAAAGUAUACAAGAAUGUCAGGAUAUUGGUUCACGUGUGUGCCUAGUGGCUAGUGCCAAUAGAUCUGUAGUACCAUCUGCUGAGUAAGCAAGCCAUCUGCAGUUCUGCACGACAGAUUUAU
This is a messenger RNA of Oryza sativa Japonica Group (Japanese rice), 2188 nucleotides long. RefSeq names its product IRK-interacting protein. The record is from RefSeq and is a predicted model, not a curated record. Lineage: Eukaryota; Viridiplantae; Streptophyta; Magnoliopsida; Poales; Poaceae.